AAUUGCAAAAAAGCCUAGGAGAGUAUGGUUUUUCUUUUGACACAACAAAUAGCUGCUUACUGGAUGCUAUCGAAGGGCCGAAUAAUUUGAUGAUACCUUUGCUCGGCACAUCGCUGAAAGCUGUUGAACCGCCAGAAGAUUCGCCCGUACGAAAAGAUGACGUUCUUCGCGAACUUGCAAAAAGUCUAAAUGCUCAGUUUAUGGACAUGAGAAUGGCAAUGUUGGGUCUCACAGAUGAGAAGGAUAGAAACAUCCUAGCAAAGUUUCAAUCGCUUAGCCGGUGGUAUAAAACCUAUCUUCGAUGUCCAAAAUGUGGAUCUCCAUUGCAUAUGCGGGUUAGCAAAGCAGGUGCCAAUUGUCUUAUGUGUCCACGAGUCUAUUAUCCUACGUGUUCUCCAGUGGCAAUAACGCUUGUAGCCGAUCCCACGGAUAGUUAUGCCCUUUUAGUUCGCCACAAAGGCUCAGCUCCCGGAGUUUACACAGCUGUGGCAGGAUUUGCACAGCCCGGGGAGUCCCUGGACGAGUGCGUUAGGAGGGAGAUAGCCGAGGAGAUUGGUGUUCCCGUCUCAAAAGUAGUCUCACUCCAACGCAGUCAGCCUUGGCCAAUGCCUGGUUCAUCGCUAAUGUGUGCUCAUUAUGCCGUGACUGAGAUGUCUUAUAAGGUAAGAGAUAAAUAUCAUAUACCAGCG
This is a messenger RNA of Cylicostephanus goldi, 689 nucleotides long. NCBI's taxonomy places the organism in Eukaryota, Metazoa, Nematoda, Chromadorea, Rhabditida, Strongylidae. The record is from the annotation of a GenBank genome assembly.